AAAUUAAACUAAUAGAAAUUCAUUAUUAGGGCAGUGAAUGAAAAAAAUUAAAAGUUGCCAAACAUAUGGAAGAAGAAAAUAGCAAAAUAAAAAUCGAAACCAAACCCAACACCAAUUCCCUCCACAUUCUGGAAAAAGGAGACAUAUUCUUCUUUUACAGACCAAAAGUGGCGAAAGAAGCAGCACAUGGAGAAUCAGACGUACAGCAAUUCUACCUCUUUCUGCGUCCCCAAAAUUCCGGCGGCGGCGAUGGCAGCUCCGACGGCGGCGCGCAACCGCAGGCGGCGGCGGUUCGGUAUAUAAUAAUGGGUCGGAAAAGGCUGCCGGAGGAGAGUGAGAGGAGGCCAUUUUGGGGAUUCGUACAAAUGGUCACAAAACAAAUACAACACUUGAAGGAUGCACUCAAAGGAGAAAUAUACGAGACAACGACGAAAGGACAACGGCAUUUACCCGAUGCAAGAGCGGCCGGGGAAGGCGUGUAUUCGAUCCUUAGUCACAACCGGGGAAGCAACCAAACACACACUCAUUUAGUGUACAAGUUAGAGUUUCCGGUCGAGGGCAAUGUAGAGGGCUCGGGGCCGCAAGAAGCCUUAAACAUAGCACGCGAGGCGUCGUUUAUAAUCCAAAUAAAGAAUCCCGACCAUCACGUGCAAAGUGGAUUUAGAGGACUAGACAAAAAAAGAAAGGCCGUAUAUCCGGCGCGGCUUCAAGGGAUUUUUGGGCAUCGGCGAUAUCACCCGGCCGAUCCUCCGGAUUUCCUCGACUAUGAAGGUUGCGAGUUUCUUUUGAUAUCGGCGUCCGAUGAUUUAGAACAAGAGCUUGGUUUGGAGAUUGGGUCGGAGGGCGCCGGAGAGUGCUCCGAUCUUGUGAAUAUGCUCGGGGAAUCUACGGUAGCGACGCAACCGUUGUUUGAGGGUACUUGGAUAUGAUUUUGGAACCGAUGUAUAGCUUGAUCUAACGGUUAAGUAUAUCUGGUACUUGAACUUAAGUGGCAUGGUAAACUAUGUGAAUGUUAGGACUUUUGUUUUGUUAA
Andrographis paniculata is the source of this 1033-nucleotide messenger RNA. RefSeq lists its product as uncharacterized. The transcript has 3 exons. NCBI's taxonomy places the organism in Eukaryota, Viridiplantae, Streptophyta, Magnoliopsida, Lamiales, Acanthaceae. The record is from RefSeq and is a predicted model, not a curated record. Bases 66 to 929 code for a protein of 287 amino acids.